AUCUGCAACCCCACAAAUUUUCUCUCUCUGUUUCGUCUGAAACUUCCAUUCAUUGAAGCCUUCACCGAUUCACUUCCAAGCUACUUCUUAAUUCACAAUCCUUUUUCUCUAUUUAAAUACAUUAUCUCUGGUAGAUUUAAGCUCAAUACAGCGAUUGCGGAGCCAGUUUUUUUUAGAGAGAAAAAGAGGGGAAAAAUGGCGAACGAAGAUCUGGAGAGGGGAGGUGGAAUGAAGAACAGGGGCAACAACGGCCACCCACCGGGCUACUACUCCUCUACGUACUAUGCGGAGGCUUCCGAGACUCACUGGACUUCGUGGUUGAUCCCCAUGUUUGUUGUAGCGAAUGUCGCUGUUUUUGUGGUGGUCAUGUAUGUCAAUGACUGCCCUAAGAAGAAUACCGGGAUUGAGGGGGCUUGUGUUGCUAAGUUUCUUCGGAGGCUCUCGUUUCAGCCUCUCAGGGAGAACCCUCUCUUUGGCCCCUCGUCUUCUACAUUGGAAAAACUGGGAGGUCUUGAGUGGGACAAGGUAGUUUAUGGGGAUCAAGGAUGGAGACUGGUCACUUGUAUCUGGUUACAUGCAGGUGUUAUACAUCUGCUUGCAAACAUGUUGAGCUUAGUCUUUAUUGGGAUUCGCCUUGAGCAACAAUUUGGAUUUGUGCGUAUUGGAAUAAUCUACUUGGUGUCUGGAUUUGGUGGGAGCAUUCUCUCUUCCCUUUUCAUUCAACGCAAUAUCUCUGUGGGUGCGUCUGGUGCUCUGUUUGGACUUCUUGGAGCAAUGCUUUCAGAGCUUAUUACCAACUGGAGUAUUUAUACCAACAAGGCUGCAGCUCUGUUCACACUUGUUGUGAUCAUUGCCAUUAAUUUAGCAGUUGGAAUUCUUCCUCAUGUUGACAAUUUUGCCCACAUUGGAGGAUUCUUGACGGGAUUCCUCCUUGGCUUCAUUUUGUUGCUCCGACCCCAGUUUGGGUGGGUGAAGCGCCAGCAUCGUCCAGCUGAUGCCCAUGUCAAAUCCAAGCACAAGGUUUAUCAAUACGUGUUCUGGUUGGUUGCGAUGGCUUUACUGAUUGUCGGAUUUAUUGUUGGGUUGGUGAUGCUGUUCAGAGGAGAGAAUGGAAAUGAUCAUUGUAGCUGGUGUCAUUACUUAAGCUGUGUGCCUACCUCUAAAUGGAAAUGUGACAACUGAUGGAACAGAACAGUUUUCAACAUCUUACUAAUUUCACACUUGUGUGUCUUCCUUCAUCAGCUUCCUUCCUUCAUUCUUUUCUUGUUUUAUUUUUAUAUUUUUUAAUUUUUUUCACACUGGUGUGCUUUCUUGCGUGUAAAUUUAUAGUUCCUGAUAUUUAAAGCAUAUUUCUGUAGUUGUCUUUGGACAGAAAGGAAGUGUUGUUUUCUUGGAUUCACAUGGGAAUUUUUUCCCAUCAUAUGGACACUGACCUAGUGAUUACAGAAUAAAGUUAUUUCAAUGUAUUUCAAUUUA
Vitis riparia (riverbank grape) is the source of this 1476-nucleotide messenger RNA. RefSeq names its product RHOMBOID-like protein 2. Gene Ontology annotation, cellular component: membrane. The coding region runs from base 196 to 1182 and encodes 328 amino acids. The record is from RefSeq and is a predicted model, not a curated record. Gene Ontology annotation, biological process: proteolysis. Lineage: Eukaryota; Viridiplantae; Streptophyta; Magnoliopsida; Vitales; Vitaceae. Gene Ontology annotation, molecular function: serine-type endopeptidase activity. The transcript has 5 exons.